Mycena indigotica is the source of this 2505-nucleotide messenger RNA. RefSeq names its product A-deaminase domain-containing protein. Bases 1 to 2505 code for a protein of 834 amino acids. The transcript has 13 exons. Lineage: Eukaryota; Fungi; Basidiomycota; Agaricomycetes; Agaricales; Mycenaceae. Gene Ontology annotation, cellular component: cytosol. The record is from RefSeq and is a predicted model, not a curated record. Gene Ontology annotation, molecular function: AMP deaminase activity. Gene Ontology annotation, biological process: IMP salvage; AMP metabolic process.
AUGUCGGUCGUAAACGAUGAACAAGAAACGCCUGCAGCACUCCCAGAGAUCCAAAUCGAUCCUACCACUCCCGAACUCGACAUCCCAGAGGCCAGAGACGGAUUCUACACCUACGCAGAGGAGAAGACACAACAACAGGUUGACGAGAAGUACUGGGCCCAUCGAAGGGGGUCGGAGACGGCCUCGGAGGGCACGGCCGCCUCGUUUGUCGGCAACUUCAAACUUUCGCAGCUGCAUUCUACCGCCCCGCCGGGGGAGGUUCCCACAGGAGGAGAUCCGUUUGUCGAGGAAGAGGACGAAAAGCGUAUGAAGGAGGAAGUUUUUGUCCCAGAAACGACGUUGACUUCGGAACUCAUGCAGCUCUUCCAGUCUUUCCAGCGCUGUCUAGAACUGCGAGACAAGUACACAUCCAAGUCGCGCCAACGACUGGGGGAUGAUCCAAGACACUACGAUGGCGCGUUUCCUGGACUGGACGACAAAUCAGCUGGCGUUUCCGGUGUGCGGCCCGAUGCCAACCUCACGGCGAAUGUGCCUCCCAAGCCACGCCCUGACAAAUGGAAAAUCUACCCUAAACCACCUCCGCCCCAUUGGCACUGGACAGACACCUCGGUCGUCAGCACAGGUCUCGAUGGAUUCGCCAACGGGAGUGGUUUUCGCAUAGAAGAGUGUCCUAUCCCUGGCGCGCAUCCGUAUUCGUUCGAAAUCGAUGACAAAGGUGUCUUCCAGGUGUACGACAACGACGAGUCAGAAGCAACGAACGACGAGCGGACUCCGGUUUACGACAUUCCAAGUAUCCGCGAAUACUUCGUCGACCUCGACUACGUCCUCGGCGUCAUUUCUCAUGGUCCGACUAAAAGCUUCGCAUAUCGGCGGCUCAAGUAUCUGGCCAGCAAAUUCACGAUGUACUCACUGUUGAACGAGUUCCAAGAGCUUUCCGACAUGAAGGUCUCAAGUUCCUCAUCGGUACAAUCAAGCCGAACUUUGCGAUUUCAUCUUACCCGCUAUGGCAGUGACUUCUACAACGUCCGAAAGGUCGACACGCAUGUGCACCAUUCGAGCAGCAUGAACCAGAAGCAUUUGCUUCGGUUUAUCAAGUCGAAAAUGAAGCGGAGUCCGCAGGAUGUGGUAAUCUUUCGCGAUGGCAAAGCCCUGACGCUGCAAGAAGUGUUUCAGUCGCUCAAGCUGACUGCGUAUGACCUGUCUAUCGAUACGUUGGAUAUGCACGCCCACUCGGACUCCUUCCAUCGCUUCGACAAGUUCAAUCUCAAACGGACAACUAUAUCAAGGGGGAGAUACCUAGCGGAGCUAACGAAAGGUACGUCUCAGUCUAAACCGAUCGACUUUAUACCUGCUGAAGAACGCAUAGAGAUAAUGACUGAUUUGGAGCAGUCCAAAUAUCAGAAUGUCGAAUGGCGCGUCAGCAUCUAUGGGCGCUCGCCUUCUGAAUGGGACAAUCUCGCAAAAUGGAUAGUUAACAACAAAUUGUACUCGCACAAUGUGCGCUGGCUCAUCCAAGUUCCUCGGUUGUACGACAUCUACAAGGCCAACGGGUCGAUACAAACGUUCCAGGACAUUAUUCUCAAUGUCUUUCAACCGCUCUUCGAGGUCACUCAGGAUCCGCGAAAGCACCCUGAACUGCAUGUUUUCCUUCAACGUGUUAUUGGGUUCGACACUGUUGACGACGAGAGCAAGGUUGAACGACGAAUAUACAAGAAGUAUCCAUAUCCGAAGCUCUGGGAUACGAAGGAUUCGCCGCCGUAUUCUUAUUGGAUCUACUACAUGUUUGCGAAUAUGGCGAGCCUGAAUCGCUGGCGGCAAGAACGAGGGUUCAACACCUUCGUUCUUCGACCCCAUGCUGGUGAGGCGGGCGAUACAGAUCAUCUGACUUCGGCCUUCCUCACCUCCCAUUCCAUCUCGCAUGGCAUCCUGUUGCGCAAAGUCCCGGCCUUGCAGUACCUGUUUUACUUGAAGCAGAUUGGCAUUGCGAUGAGCCCGCUGAGCAACAAUGCGCUCUUUUUGGCGUACGAGCGGAAUCCGCUUCCCGACUUCUUCAAGACGGGGCUGAACGUGAGCUUGAGCACGGAUGACCCGCUGCAGUUUCACUUCACCAAGGAACCUCUUCUUGAAGAAUAUAGUGUUGCGGCACAUAUUUACAAGUUUCCGCAAAGCUCGUUGGCCGAGCUUGCCCGCAACUCCGUCAUCCAAAGCGGUUUCGAGAUGGAGAUCAAACGACACUGGCUCGGACACCAAUGGUACCUUCCCGGUGCGGCGGGGAACGAUAUCCACAAAACGAAUGUGCCCAAUAUCCGGCUGGCGUACCGGCACCAGACGCUGUUGGAGGAGCUGAAUAUGAUCAAUAUGAUUGGCUCUGGGUCUGGCUCGGGGUCUGUGUCGGCGGUGGCGGGGACCGGGAUGGUGCAGCCGACCCCGGACGCGGUUGCGGCGCGUGCGAUGGGCGCUGGGCUAGCUAUCGCACCCAGGUCGGGGAAGCACACAGUUUGCUAA